Choloepus didactylus (southern two-toed sloth) is the source of this 3280-nucleotide messenger RNA. It is a transcript of the gene VWCE, whose product is annotated as von Willebrand factor C and EGF domains. The coding region runs from base 1 to 2877 and encodes 958 amino acids. Gene Ontology annotation, biological process: cellular response to virus. Lineage: Eukaryota; Metazoa; Chordata; Mammalia; Pilosa; Megalonychidae. The transcript is spliced from 20 exons. Gene Ontology annotation, cellular component: cytoplasm. Gene Ontology annotation, molecular function: calcium ion binding; protein binding. The record is from RefSeq and is a predicted model, not a curated record.
AUGUGGGUCCGACUGCUCCUCCGGGCCGCCUGCGCCGCGCUCCUGCUGCCGGGAGCCCCGGCCCGAGGCUACACCGGGAGGAAGCCUCCCGGGCACUUCGCGGGCCGAAAGUGCUCUCUCCUCUCUUGCAGACGCCGUCUGGGCCCCCACGUCUGCCUCUCGGGGUUUGGGAGCGGCUGCUGCCCUGGCUGGGCACCCUCCGUGGGCAGUGGGCACUGCACCCUGCCCCUCUGCUCCUUCGGCUGUGGGAGUGGCAUCUGCGUCGCUCCCAACGUCUGCUCAUGCCAGGAUGGAGAGCAAAGGGCCACCUGCCCAGCAGCCCACGGUUCCUGCGGGGAGUACGGCUGUGACCUUACCUGUAACCACGGCGGCUGUCAGGAGGUGGCCCGAGUGUGCCCUGUGGGCUUCUCGAUGACAGAGACAGCGGUUGGCAUCAGGUGUACAGACAUUGAUGAAUGCUUAAGCUCCUCUUGCGAGGGUCACUGUGUGAACACGGAAGGCGGGUUUGUGUGUGAGUGUGGACCGGGCCUGCAGCUGUCUGCUGACCGCCACAGUUGCCAAGACGCUGACGAAUGUCUAGGGAGCCCCUGUCAGCAGAGAUGCAAGAACAGCAUCGGCAGCUACAGGUGUUCCUGUAGAACUGGCUUCCACCUCCACGGGAACCGGCACUCCUGUGUAGAUGUAAACGAGUGUCGCCGGCCGCUGGAGAGGCGAGUCUGUCACCAUUCCUGCCAGAACACCGUGGGCAGUUUCCUGUGCACGUGUCGACCUGGUUUCCGGCUCCGAGCUGACCGAGUGUCCUGCGAAGCUUUUCCCAAAGCCAUGCUGGCCCCGUCGGCCAUCCUACAGCACCCCCCCAAGAUGCUCCUGCUGCUUCCGGAGGUGGGCCGGCCUGCCCUCUCCCCAGGACACAGCCCUCCGUCCAGGGCCCCAGGGCCCCCCACUGGAGUCAAGAGCACCCGUCUGCCAUCUCCCACCCGGGCAUUGCCUGCGUCUUCUCCCUCUGCUCCGACCCGGCUGCCCGCUACCCCAGUGGCCCCCCCAAUGCCUAGUGCUUCCCUGCUGGGGAGCCUCUGGCCUCCCUCCUUCCUCCAGGGGGAGGCAGUGGUGACCCCAUCCUCGCCCAGGGAGCCCGAGGCCACACGACUGGCACCAGGGCUCUCUCACUGCUGGUACCAGGGAGCCACACAUGAGUCCGGAAGCCGCUGGACCGAGCCCGGGUGUUCCCAGUGCUGGUGUGAGGACGGGGUGGUGGCCUGUGCGGAGGUGACAUGUGAAGCUGCUUGUUCCCACCCGAUUCCCUCCAGAGAUGGGGGGUGCUGCCCGUCAUGUACAGGCUGUUUUCACAGUGGCGUCGUCCGAGCUGAAGGUGAUGUGUUUUCACCUCCCAAUGAGAACUGCACUGUCUGUGUCUGCCUGGCUGGAAAUGUGUCCUGUAUCUCCCCCGAGUGCCCUCCUGGCUCCUGUCAGAGAUCCCCACAGUUGGAUUGCUGCAUGUGUGUGCCAGUGAGGUGCUAUUUCCAAGGCCGGUGGUAUGCGGACAGCGCUGUGUUCAGCGGGGGUGCUGACGAGUGCACCACCUGUGUCUGCCAGAAUGGGGAGGUGGAAUGUUCCUUCACGCCGUGUCCAGAGCUGGACUGCCCCCGCGAGGAGUGGUGGCUGGGCCCAGGACAGUGCUGCUUCACCUGCCGGGAGCCCACGCCCAUGACAGGCUGCUCUCUUGACGACAACGGGGUUGAGUUUCCGAUUGGACAGAUCUGGUCGCCUGGUGACCCCUGUGAGUUAUGCGUCUGCCAGGCAGAUGGCUCGGUGAGCUGCAAGAGGACAGACUGCGUGGACUCCUGCCCUCACCCGAUUCGGAUCCCUGGGCAAUGCUGCCCGGACUGCUCUGCAGGCUGCACCUACACGGGCAGAAUCUUCUACAACAACGAGACCUUCCCAUCUGUGCUGGACCCGUGUCUCAGCUGCAUCUGCCUGCUGGGCUCCGUGGCCUGCUCGCCUGUAGACUGCCCCAUCACCUGCACCUAUCCUUUCCACCCAGAUGGGGAGUGCUGCCCCAUCUGCCGAGACUGCAAUUACGAGGGAAGGAAGGUGGCGAAUGGCCAGGUGUUCACCUUGGAUGAUGAGCCCUGCACCUGGUGCACUUGCCAGCUGGGAGAGGUGAGCUGUGAGAAGGUCCCCUGCCAUCGGGACUGUGUAGACACCUCCACACCCCUCAGGGACUGCUGCUCCUCCUGCCCAGAUUUCCGGUUUCCUCUGGAAGGACGGCAGGGCCUCUCCCCACCCAGAGAUGUGGCAUUCAGCAAAGCUGCCCAGAGCCCCCGUGAAGACACCGAGGCCCCUUCCGGUCCUGCCAACUGUAGCACCUGCCCUGGUCCCCUGACAACGUCACCUCAAAGGCCAGCGCUCCGUCUCCUCCAGCUCCUCCUGAGAAAGAACUUGUCUAACAUGCAGACUUUUUCCACAAGCCCACCAGGAGCCCAGGCCCCACCCUCACCCCCUUUGGGGCCAGGGGGCACUUUCCCAGGGGGGCCUGGGGCUUCCCAGCACCCUCAGCCCUCAUCGGGAGCCUCCACUCUACCUCCAACCUCCCCAGGGGUUCCUUGGCCUCCUCCUGCUGCUCUGGAGACCCCCUCCUCAGCUUCCGAGGCCCGGACAGCAUCCAGCUGGCCCUCCCUGCCUGCCACCGUCCUGGUUGAAGCUUCAGCGCUUUCCACGAUGGUCCCCAGGCCCUCAGGGACCCCCAUCACCCCUCUCAGGCCUCACAGACUCUCUCCUGCCCCCUCCAGACUCGCUGCAGCUCUUGCACCCACCACCAGCCCCACCUCUCAGAAGCCUGCAAUGGGUACCUCAGGAGAGGGAGAGUCUACCUUGUAAGUGGGUCUCAAUUUCAAGAUGGUGCCUGGAAGAUUCUGGACAGAGAAAACUCUGCCAGUGGCCCAGGGAGCAAGCCGAGUCACUCUGGGGGCAAAUCCGGCUGCUGACACCAAGGCUCAUUCCUGCAGGGCUCUCGGUAGGAAUGGACAAUCCCACCUGGACUGGACACAGCCUUGUUCCCAAGCAGCAUUUGGAGCGUGGGGUGAGGAUUCAGCAAAGGAUGUUCUCCAUGUUCAGUGUCCUGGACCACACAGUCGGCUUGUUUUUCCUGGGAAAGCUGGAGGCUGCUGAGCCCUCCUCUCUUGGAGCAGCAGAGUCAGGCAGGGCCUGGGGAUCCACUGGGACAGGCCACCAGGCCUCACUCAUCCUUACCUGAGGUUUUCUGAUUAAAGGUCAUCUCGGU